Molecule: messenger RNA, 6422 nt
Organism: Nematostella vectensis (starlet sea anemone)
Lineage: Eukaryota; Metazoa; Cnidaria; Anthozoa; Actiniaria; Edwardsiidae
Product: zinc transporter ZIP10
Exons: 8
Coding region: 2348-4282 (644 amino acids)
Biological process (GO): intracellular zinc ion homeostasis; zinc ion import across plasma membrane
Cellular component (GO): membrane
Molecular function (GO): zinc ion transmembrane transporter activity
Source: RefSeq, a predicted model, not a curated record
AUUGUUUUGUUGGCUGGUAAGGCUUGUGUGUGGGAUUGUUUGUUAAGGCUUGUGUGUGGGAUUGUUUUGUUGGCUGGUAAGGCUUGUGUGUGGUAUUGUUUGGUAAGGCUUGUGUGUGGAAUUGUUUGUUAAGGCUUGUGUGUGGGAUUGUUUUGUUGGCUGGUAAGGCUUGUGUGUGGGAUUGUUUGUUAAGGCUUGAGUGUGGGAUUGUUUGUUGGCUGGUAAGGCUUGUGUGUGGUAUUGUUUGGUAAGGCUUGUAUGUGGUAUUGUUUGUUAAGGCUUGUGUGUGGAAUUGUUUUGUUGGCUGGUAAAGCUUGUGUGUGGGAUUGUUUGGUAAGGCUUGUGUGUGGGAUUGUUUGGUAAGGCUUGUGUGUGGUAUUGUCUGGUAAGGCUUGUGUGUGGGAUUGUCUGGUAAGGCUUGUAUGUGGGAUUGUCUGGUAAGGCUUGUGUGUGGGAUUGUCUGGUAAGGCUUGUAUGUGGGAUUGUCUGGUAAGGCUUGCGUGUGGGAUUGGCUGGUAAGGCUUGUGUGUGGGAUUGUUUGGUAAGGCUUGUAUGUGGGAUUGUUUUGUUGGCUGGUAAGGCUUGUGUGUGGGAUUGUUUGGUAAGGCUUGUAUGUGGGAUUGUUUUGUUGGUUGGUAAGGCUUGUGUGUGGGAUUGUCUGGUAAGGCUUGUGUGUGGGAUUGUCUGGUAAGGCUUGUAUGUGGGAUUGUCUGGUAAGGCUUGCGUGUGGGAUUGGCUGGUAAGGCUUGUGUGUGGGAUUGUCUGGUAAGGCUUGUGUGUGGGAUUGUUUUGUUGGCUGGUAAGGCUUGUGUGUGGGAUUGUCUGGUAAGGCUUGUGUGUGGGAUUGUCUGGUAAGGCUUGUAUGUGGGAUUGGCUGGUAAAGCUUGUGUGUGGGAUUGUUUGGUAAGGCUUGUGUGUGGGAUUGUCUGGUAAGGCUUGUAUGUGGGAUUGGCUGGUAAAGCUUGUGUGUGGGAUUGUUUGGUAAGGCUUGUGUGUGGGAUUGUUUGGUAAGGCUUGUGUGUGGUAUUGUCUGGUAAGGCUUGUGUGUGGGAUUGGCUGGUAAGGCUUGUGUGUGGGAUUGUUUGGUAAGGCUUGUAUGUGGGAUUGUUUUGUUGGCUGGUAAGGCUUGUGUGUGGGAUUGUCUGGUAAGGCUUGUGUGUGGGAUUGUCUGGUAAGGCUUGUAUGUGGGAUUGUCUGGUAAGGCUUGCGUGUGGGAUUGGCUGGUAAGGCUUGUGUGUGGGAUUGUUUGGUAAGGCUUGUAUGUGGGAUUGUUUUGUUGGCUGGUAAGGCUUGUGUGUACGGGAUUGUUUUGUUUGCUGGUAAGGCUUGUGUGUGGGAUUGUUUGGUAAGGCUUGUGUGUGGGAUUGUCUGGUAAGGCUUGUGUGUGGGAUUGUUUGGUAAGGCUUGUGUGUGGGAUUGGGGUGGGGGUGAGUUUUCUGUUUAAAAUCAGGCCGGCCCCCAAAAAACAAAGAGGGAUUUUUUAUGCCAUUGCAUUAUCUCAAUAGGACAUUUAUUAUCGGAUUGGGCUACAAAAAAAAAGACUCACUUAACUUAUAGAUUUAUGACUAGAAUGCUUUUUUCAAAUUUGUCUUUUUUUGCUUAUUUUAAUCUCACAAAACCAAGACCAAGUAAACUGUUGGACCUGUAACUAACGACCAUUAUACAUAUCGAACGACUUACAAAAUCAUUAUCAAUUUGGUUAUCAGCGCAGCCUGCUUGAAUUGCUCGUGAUAAUUUUGAAUGCCUCUUUUGACGAUUGCUGUAUACAAAACCUAUGAAGUUCGUAUCAUUAAGCGGGUGGCCAUAUUUGCAACGCAAACAUUGAGCAACAGGUUGUGAUUGUUGGACGCGCUUGGUUUAGCGUCCGUUUCUCAUAUAGCAACCAGAAGCACUUAGCGUCCUUUGAGGACGGCCACCCUACCUUACAAGCAUUCUAAAGCACAAUUCUCUUUUCUAUAUAAAGAAAAGAGCAAUUAAGCUCUUUAUGGGAGCUUCGUAAAGACAAGUUACAAAGCUAACCUCGAGAAUAUGUUGCAUAUUGCAGCACACUUGUUAAAUCAUUUUAAUUUUAUUGAGCUAGAUUAGCUUUUUAGUCUCUUUAUACUUUCCACGAAACGUAUCACAUAUAAUGCACGUAUUUUGUCUAUGUUAAUUGUCAUCGAUUAGUUUGGUUAUAUAUUGACCUGGAGAGAGGGACUGUUUUGCUGGUUUAUAUUAUAUCGGAUUACCAAAUGGAUAAGCGCCUUGCGCGACUGAAGUUUGAAAACGUUUCCAUCGUGCUGUAGUAAUACUCUGAGGACAUUAGAGCCAGGGCUAUAACGCUUUUAGUGUUUAUGCUUUAGCCACUAUGGUGGCCUUACAUGUAUCUGUUGUCCUGGGAGUCUGUUUAUGGAACAUAGCCAACUGCUAUGAACCCCGAGAGCAGGCAACAAACAAUAAGUGGGAUAGAGUUAUCAUCCUCAAAAACGCGACCGAACAUUUCGUGGAGGAAAUCUUCGAACAGUACGCUGUAAACAAUUCCAUCGGGUAUGAGAAAUUCAGGGACUUGCUGAAGAAACUACGAAUUGAGAAGACUGUUGUCGAUGGCUCACCGAGUGCGCUUGGGCAGUCGACACUGUCACCGAAAGAUUCGGGAUUCCACAAUAGUCAUUAUUCACGGCAACGAAGAGAGUCUUUCGCGCACGUCAAGGAUUCGGGUGAUACAGAGGUGCACAACAGCACUGGGAACUCUACCAGAGAUCCGCACCACCACACCGAGUGUCUUCCCGGGGAUGAGUUACUCAAGGUCCAUUCAAUAGAUGCAGCCAAGGGAAUCAACAGGAAGGAGUUUGUACAGCUCUGUCCAUCCCUAGUGUUUCAGGUCCAGAGUGGAAUAUGCAUCGGCCCUGUUAAAUUUCGUUCGAAAAGUUCUGAUAGAGGGAGCAAUAUUCAAAUUUGGGGCUACGGCUUGUUAUCGAUCACCAUUAUCAGCCUGUCGUCCCUGCUGGCCAUAGCUAUAAUCCCUCUACUGGGAAAAGCUGCGUAUGCCAAGAUUAUGUCCUUCCUGGUAGCCCUUGCCAUCGGCACGCUGUCAGGUGAUGCCCUUCUGCACCUUAUACCUCAUACAUUUGUUGACAGUCACGGCGGACACAGCCACUCGCUCGCCGUGUACAAGGCAUUAGUUAUUGUGGCGGGAAUCUACGCGUUCUUCCUGGUGGAGUCCUUCAUGAGGCUUCGAAACUCACGUCGCCAUCAUCAUCAUCAUCAUCAUUCACACAAUGGUGACGCACACCAUCAUCAUCAUCACGAUCACCAAAACUCUUCCAAGGAGUGUCAGACCUCCUUGACGUGCCAUUCACCGUGCGGUCCGUCCGACCCUCUGAUCGCGUCACGACUGGCUGGAAAUCUCUUCUGUCGGAGCAGGGAAGACAUUCCCUCACCUAUCACUAGCGACACACUGACCGAGCUAUCAAACCUCGGAAGUCUAGAGUGCGGCAAAGAAGUCGAUGCCAAUGCCCCACUUUGCGAUAAAGUCCAGAACUGGGGGAGCACGGAUAAACCACCACACAGCUUCAGCGACGCAGACCUCAAUGACAUCAUCAGAGACAACUCGCUAGGUUACGUUGACAUUUAUCGUAAGCAGACUUUCGCGCAACCAUGCCUUCAUCAGGAUCUGAGUGGUCCUCAGAAACGAACCGACGGAAGCGGCUCUGACGUCAGCUCCGGAUCUGACUCGAUCGAAAACGAGAAGUUUACAUUGCGUGACGAUCACACUGAUAACCAUCAUCAAAACCAUCAUGAUCAUCACCAUCAUCACCAUCAUGACAAGAAGAUUGACAGCAAGACGUCUAUUGCUACAGUUGCAUGGAUGGUAAUAGUCAGCGACGGUUUUCACAAUUUAAGUGAUGGUCUCGCAGUUGGUGCCGCCUUUUCAAGCUCGCUGACGAAUGGAAUGACCACAGCAAUUGCUGUCUUUUGUCACGAGUUGCCUCACGAAUUAGGGGACUUUGCUAUCCUCAUCAAGUCUGGACUAACGUUCAAGCAAGCGCUGGCGUACAACAUGGCGUCUGCAGUCAUCUCGUUCCUUGGCCUAAUAAUUGGUAUUCUUAUCGGUAACAUGGACACGUCCCACUCAUGGGUGCUUGCCUUGACAGCUGGCAUGUUCUUGUACAUCUCUCUCGUUAGCAUGUUGCCGGAGCUGUGUAGUUACCAAGAAGAAGGCAGCUGGGGAGUUUUUCUCUCGCAAAAUAUCGGCAUCCUGACAGGCAUUCUGAUUAUGCUGACAAUCGCUCUAUUAGAAUAACGAGUUGCCGGUAACCGCUCGCCUGAGUCUCCUUUUUGGUCCAACAAAAUCGGACAAGCAACAAAAUCAAUGCCACCUAAUGGACAAGCAACAAAAUUGCCACCUAAUGGACAAGCAACAAAAUUGCCACCUAAUGGACAAGCCACAAAAUUGCCACCUAAUGGACAAGCAACAAAAUUGCCACCUAAUGGACAAGCAACAAAAUUGCCACCUAAUGGACAAGCAACAAAAUUGCCACCUAAUGGACAAGCAACAAAAUUGCCACCUAAUGGACAAGCAACAAAAUCACCACCUAAUAAACAGGCAACAAAAUCGCCACCUAAUGGACAUGCAACAAAAUCGCCACCUAAUGGACAAGCAACAUAAUUGCCACCUAAUGGACAAGCAACAAAAUUGCCACCUAAUGGACAAGCAACAAAAUCGCUACCUAAUGGACACGCAACAAAAUUGCCACCUAAUAAACAGGCAACAAAAUCGCCACCUAAUGGACACGCAGCAAAAUCGCCACCUAAUGGACAAGCAACAAAAUCGACACCUAAUGAACAUGCAACAAAAUCGACAACUAAUGGACAAGCAAACAAAUUGCCACCUAAUGGACAAGCAACAAAAUCGCUACCUAAUGGACACGCAACAAAAUCACCACCUAAUAAACAGGCAACAAAAUCGCCACCUAAUGGACAUGCAACAAAAUCGCCACCUAAUGGACAAGCAACAAAAUCGACAACUAAUGGACAAGCAAACAAAUUGCCACCUAAUGGACAAGCAACAAAAUCGCCACCUAAUGAACAUGCAACAAAAUCGACAACUAAUGGACAAGCAAACAAAUUGCCACCUAAUGGACAAGCAACAAAAUCGCCACCUAAUGGACAAGCAACAAAAUCGACAACUAAUGGACAAGCAAACAAAUUGCCACCUAAUGGACAAGCAACAAAAUCGACACCUAAUGAACAUGCAACAAAAUCGACAACUAAUGGACAAGCAAACAAAUUGCCACCUAAUGGACAAGCAACAAAAUCGCCACCUAAUGGACAAGCAACGUACUCCUAAUGGGAUCGAUUUAUUUGGAGACUAAAUGCGAAAGUGGUUACAAUAGUACCGGCAGAAAAUAAUAAUUUUGUAAGAAAUCUAUUUUGAAUACUGAUUCUGAGGGGACUAUCAUAAAUUCAAUUCAGCGCUCAUUGAAAGCGAAUGGGUUGUAAUGAUCAUCAAACGCUGAUAAAUGAUAAUUAUUUGAAAUGACAUAUUUAAUGAAACUCCGUAAAGGAAGAUAUGUCCAUGUUUUGGGGACACUAGAUAUUUAUAUUUAAAAUGCAUUCGUUAAGAAAUUAGACUAUUUUAGUAGAAAGUUUACAAUUCAACGCAUAAUACGUGAGAUAAUAUUUUACGUGAGAUAAUAUUUUCAUUGAGAUAAUAUUUUCAUUGAAUGAAUCCGACUAAUACAGGAAAACCUGUUGCAAGUAUUGCACCAGAAAAAAGUAAAAUUGUGGACGGCGAAAGCAAGAUAAAUAGGGGUAUCUGUAACUAUAAUCGAAUAUCGCUUGCUAGUUUUUAUCAAAUUAACUCCAAAAUUUGUCUGGGUAAGACCAGCUUUUGAUUUUCUUGCCAUCGGCUUUAACAUUCACAUUCAAAGGCCUGUUAUAUCGAGGAAGAUUGUAGCCGGACUAGUCUAUAACAGCUCCGAGGGACACUGUAAAUGAUAAAUGCUCUAGGCCUAAUCUCGCAUCUACUGCACCUUGUAAACAGCCCCAGCAUGACUUGCAGUCACCGCCUCGCUCAGCUAACUGCGCGACAAAGGCAAUGCUUGCUACUCGCAGCACCUGCCAACAUGGCGUACAAACAGCGCCGGUAAUGGUGCAUGUUCUCGCAGCAUUGGCGCUGUUCGAACGGGGCUUAUAAUAGUGCAACAGGGUAUUGUGCGUGUUUGAAUGGAGUCUGAAUUGAAUAUCAUAUGCAAGAGGGCAUAGAAUAUUGGAUUAUAUUUCUGGUAUUUUAAGGCCUUUAGAACCUGCUAUUAAUCCACCACAGCAGGAUGUAUUUUCUUUAUUUGGGGGGAAAUGAUUUUUUGUCUACGUUCAUGAAUAAUUCUUGUUUAUUUUGGGUAUUGUUGAGGUUUACAACCAAUAAAAGACUAUGGAUCUUG